GGAGACAGUACCCACUAGCACCUAGUUUAUAUCAAGACAGAGAGUGUUUACUUCCUAAACACCAAGGACAGAGGAGUUGGAAGCAAGUGAAAAAGAAUGGUUUGAUCCCUAACAACGAUGACCUCCAGCAUUCUUGUGGCUACUAAUUCCUUGCAGUACAUUUCUGGCAUGCCUCAUGGUAAGAAGUCCAGUUGAGCCAGGGGAGUCUCAUUAAUACCUCCACUGUAAAGGGCCUUUAUUGUGGGCUGAAACUCGAGAGCUGUGAGUGGUUACCUGAGCUCCAGAGGGAUGACUCUCCGCAGGCCAGCUGCCCACCUACGAAGAGCUCCGAGCUGGAGGAGAUCAGGAGAUGAGUCCCACUGGGAGAGCUUGAUACCAGAAGGGGAAGUUCUGACCCGUGUUUCUCGCCCCCCACGAGCACCUCGGCCCCAGAGUGCCAUUGAAGGGCGCCAGCUGGACGGCUGGCUGGAGCACCUGCAGAGGAUAGAGAGCGAACUUCUCAGAGCCCCAGUACAUAAUCAGGUUCCAGCUUUCAGUGAUCGGACAACGUCCAUGCCUGCUCUCCACAAAGAGCCAACUGGACGUGCCUGGAGACAGCCAGGGACUCCCUUCUUCAGCAGAGGUUCAUCUUCAUGUGGGAGUCCCAGCCUGUGUGAGAGUUCGCCAGGCAGCCAGGAGUCCCUCCAUACUGGGUUUCUGUCUCCCCCAGAACGCAGGGGAAGCUGGGAGAGAGCUCACAUGAUGCAGGUCCCAAGGAAGGAGCAGGCUCAACUCAGUAAUAUUGCUCCAGUCAAAAUUGGGUGGCUGCCGAUCCAAAGGAGAGUGAUGAUAGUAGAUGACCACUCUGCUAGUCAGGUGAAACUGAAACAAGCCAUCACUCCAACAUUUCAGAAGAAUCGAGCAACAGCCAACAGGCACCAGGAUGGAGAGGUGGAGAGAAGCCACACCAGUCCAAGUGCUUUGGGUGUUAAGACAUGGCAGAUACCCGAUCAAGGCUCUCCCAGUGUUAAACAGGUGCCAGAAAAACGAAGCUUUCCUGCUAACGAAGGGGACAGACCUGUGGGCUGGCAAGCUCUGAGGCGAGUCUGGAAUACCAACAGGGUGUCGGCUUUCCCUGGAGGCAGUCAGUCCAAUGAGCUCCCCACAGGGACCAGCUUAGACCCCAACAGGAAGUCUUCUCCAAUGAAAACAACCAACACGGACCCCCUCGAGCAUACUCCUCUGCAUCGAACAACUUUCGCUGAACCCUGCAAACCAAGCACUCUGCUUCAAGGGACAAACAGCACAGAUACGUACAAGUCACAUACGCCUCUGCGUAGGACAGGCAGUGUUCAGCCCUUGAGGGCAACAGCCCCGCUGUGUACAACAAACAGUAGUUCUCAGCCUUCGCACAUACAGACAAACUCUGCUGUAACUACACUCAUCCCUCAGAACAAAACCGGCUUCUCAUCCAUCACCAUCUCCUCCAGGAAAGUGAGCAGAUCGGCCAGUUUGCCCGGCUAUGACACCUGCAACCCCUCCUCCCGCUCCAGUGAAUCCCCUUCUCCGCCACUAGCCCAUCAGUCCAUGGACCCAAACUCCAGGCAGGUCACAGUGCAGAGGAAGGCCACUAUAGUCAAAGUGACAGAGCAAAGGAUGAUGUCCAGCCCUGUUCCAAGCACAAAAACAAAGGGGACCCCACCAACUAGCCAUGGUUUGGACACAGUGGUCCACAGAAGAAAGGCUACCAUCAUCAAAGUAACAGAGCAUAGAGAGAGCUACAGUCCAGCAAAGGCUGGAUCUGGGACGAGGCACCCAGAGUACAGACACAGCUACACAGAGGGACUGUACAAGGAAAACAGCAUGUGGAGUCAGGGAAACCAUUUGCAACACAAGGCAGCACCUUCAUAUCACCAUCUGGAUUCCUCAAACUCUGCUGUAACACCAAACAAAUCCACCUCAGACCCAGAGAAAAACAGUGGAACACUACACAGAUCCACACUGAGUCUUUUUGUGAGCAACCCCCCUGCCAUAGCAGCACCAGUUCCCUCAGGGGUUUCACCAAAGGCUGUUGGACAGAGAUCGGACAGGCCGCACAGACCGCUGAGCUGCUAUGGCAAUAUGUUUGGACACACUGAGCCGAGCAAAGAGAAUGUGACACAACCGGCUGCCAGGAAAUGGAGCUUUGGGCUUCCACAAGAGACCAAUAUCAACCCUGUGAACUUCGACAGUAGUUUCAUCAGCAGUCAAACAGCAGUGAAAGAAGCAGGUCAGCGAGCGGCAGACACCCUUAAGCCAAACGGAGGCCAGAAAGAGAGACUGCCACCAGAGAUUGCGGUGAGGAGAGCGCCCCCCUGUCUAACUCUCAUCAAGGCCCCGGAUCCCCACUCACAUCAGUCUCAAGAGGAAGUGCUUGCUCUCAAUGCAGCUGCCAUCAUAGCAAAUAUCAAACUCCAAAGACAACUCAGUAAGAAGAAAACACCAAAUGGCAAUUCUGAGGAGGACUCUGCUGCAUCACCCCAGGGAAAUACUGUGACAGAUGGGGGGAAAUGUGUGAAGCCACAUCCUGAUCAAAGAACAAUCCAGCGUCACAACCAGUCUCAUGCAGCAUUUGUUCCUCUGAGCCUCGACCCUGAAAGGUCAUCUCAAAGUAUUUCUCUACAGGACGCACUGCAGAGGUCCAGACCUGACUUCAUCAGUCGUUCCCAGGGCAGACUGCGAGAGCUGGAGCGACGGGCGCAGGAGAGGAGGGAGCUGGCGGAUUUGGUAGACCCACGGUCGGAUGCUGCUCUCAGGCAGAGGAGAGCCCAAAGUGCCCGGUGUGCCUCUCUGAAUGAUAACCUUUUCAAACCCAGAGAUAGAGCCAUUACUGGGAAAGAGAUGCAGCUGAGAUCUAAGCGUACGCUUGCAGAGGUGAAGAAGAAUAAAGAGGAAGAGAAGAAGAGGGAGACGUGUUUGAGCAACAGGCAGCGAGUUGAACUUUUCAAAAAGAAACUGUUGGAUCAGCUUCUUCAAAGGAACAACAGUUGAAUGACAGAUGAAGACGAUGACAUGUCAAAGCCUGUAGCAUUACCUAACAGACUGAUGGUGUGAACUUUGCCCUUUGACAGUGCUGAAUAUUAGCGUAGGUCAUGAUAGAAGUGCAGCUGUCCUUUCGCCCCCAUUUGUCUCUCUCAUUUAUCACAACCAUUACUUAUUGUUCGAGUUACAGAGGUUAACAUCUGUUUUUUUCUCAAAGGCAAAUUCAUGGCAACCUUUCGAAAACCAAGACAGUCAUUUAACAUUACUUACUGUACCGCUGUUUUGAAGGUUUUUCCAGAACCUUCAAAGACUCUUCUGCCCAUCUGGAUAAAAAAUAUAUACUGUAUAUUCUGAUGCACAAUAAAAACGAGAUCAUCUUGCAAUGGGAUCACUCCAGCUGCAACACAGCAGUCUGCUACUUAAAAUAAAUGUGGCCCAGGGGCGUAAAGUAGGGGGUAAUGGCCCCUUCUCUACUUCUUACCUCCCUACUUCCGGCGCCCUUGCUAGCGUAACAGUACAAUGUAAUUCCACUCGCCAUAGUUGCCAUAAGUUGAUGUCUGUGUGUAGAUUUGUUGGCUCAAGGGCAUCCUCUCUUAGAUGUAGUAGAUAAAUGCCACUGGCAGUUUUGAAAUGUUGCCAGUAAAUGAGAGACAAGUACUGCACCACAAAACAGGAGGUUAUUUUAGCACAGAGGCUAACUAGCUAGCUUAGAGAGUGCAGUUAUUUGAACGUUUUAGCACUUUAAAAAGCACAGCAACCCACUCAUAACUCUUCCUAAUGACAUUUCCAUUAAUCAAAGUGUACAUAAUUUUGAUACAGUGGACCUGCCAAUGGCAUUUAAAAUUGACACAGAAACAUAGAAUUAUGGCAAGUACAGCAAGGAUAGAGGUCCACCUUUGUUUGGAUAAAUGCACAGAUUUUCAGUUUAGGACAGGUUAAAUGUGCUAACAGUAGUGUGUCUUGUGCUGACUACAGAAUUUAUUUAAUGCACUUGAGCAGAGGAGUCUUUAAGGAUUCUGGAAAUAUCUUCAAGAUGGCGUUAAGUGUUGUUAAAUGACCUUCUGGGUUUUCUGAAAGACUGCCAUAGAUUUGUCUUUUGAGGGAAAAAACAGAUGCUUAUCUGUGUGAUUCAGCUGUCCUCACUGCCCUUGCCGUGCGCAAUUACAAAUGAAGAUGGCCAAAAUGAAUGUAUGAAAUCACGUCUCAACAUUCUGUAACCGAAUAUGACAUUGGGCCUUUUAAACACGCUGGCUUUUGAUGUAAGAUACAAACCAGUAAUGUAUGCUGUUUAUCAGCGUUAUCUUGUUUUCACUUGAUUGCAAAUUGCCUUUCUUUUCCAGAAUACUUCAUGUAAUGGGAUGCAGAGUGAGCUCUCAAAGCACUGAUGUCCUCACACAGCCACUUUCACAUGAUCUCAUGUGAUGUGAAGCAGUGAUAUAAGACAGAAUCAUUCAUUAUGCUUCGCAGUCCCUUCCAGGACGGUCUUCAACCGUCAUCCUCAUUAUACAACCAAUAAGCAGAACGAAGCCUGAAGUGGGCUCUGCCAUCGCUCAGUGCCAGCUAUUAGCUGUAAGAUGGAGGAAUGUGACCUCUUCUCACUGGAAAUGCCCUGUUAAUGGACAGUGCCGAUUUGAAUGGAGCUUUUGUCCCCGUCUUUGUCUCAUGAUAGACUGGGGCCUGCAGUUGCAGAUUUAGAUUUGCGAGAUCCAAAGUGAGUGUGCUCGCAGUGCUGGGCAUAAAUCAAAAGUGAGAUGUGGUGAAUGUUUAUUUUUUGAAAUAACAGGCAACAGAGCAGACGCUCUUCAUUAUUCUUAAUUGUUGUUUUAAUCAUUAGCCUUUAAGUCGCAGUUCUUUCACAGUCCAGCUGUUUCAUCCAUCUAAAUUUGCGCUGAUGUCUGGGAGAUGACAGAUGAUUGCUACUGACUGCUUUUGUAAACCUUAUUUCAUGUCAGUGCACAUGCAUGUGUGGGUGUAUUUGGACGAUAAGAGAUCAUUAAUUAAUAACAUGGUUCAUAAUUGUUUCUGUCUUUCUAAAUGAGAAGAUAGACAACAAGAUUGCUACUUGAAGAAGGUUAUUUACUGCAUUUGUUGUUUUCUCUGUUCAGCUUUACAAAGAAGGUUUCAUUAUGCAAU
This is a messenger RNA of Epinephelus lanceolatus (giant grouper), 5133 nucleotides long. RefSeq names its product chromosome 21 C10orf90 homolog (gene c21h10orf90). Gene Ontology annotation, molecular function: microtubule binding. Lineage: Eukaryota; Metazoa; Chordata; Actinopteri; Perciformes; Serranidae. The record is from RefSeq and is a predicted model, not a curated record. Gene Ontology annotation, biological process: regulation of centriole replication. Gene Ontology annotation, cellular component: cytosol; centrosome; centriole.